UUCGUAUAAUAUGAAUUUCAUAUUCGAUCAAAUGAAAUCGUAGCGAAACAAUAUUCAAAAGCCGACGAGUCGGAUGUUGCUCUGAAAAUCGCUCUCUGUUUUCAUUUCACAGGAAUUGAACGACAUGUCGAAGCCUCUGUUUCUCUCCGUCUUCUUCCUCGCUCAUCUCUUCCAUCUCUCCCAUGGAGAUAUCGGCACUGCAACGCAUUACAGUCCUCCAUAUUUACCCACCGCCUGUGCCGGAAACGAUAUCUCUCUGUUUCCGGCGAGUAGUCUAUUUGCGGCGGCCGGAGAGGGAAUAUGGGAGAACGGAGCGGCUUGUGGAAGACAAUACCUAGUGAGAUGCUUCAGCGCCGCCGUGCCGAUGUCGUGCGUUCCGGAUCAGACGAUUCAGGUCACGAUAGUCGAUCGUGCGAUUUCAACGGUGUCGAAGCCGGCGAAAGCGGCUACGACGAUGGUGCUGUCAACGACGGCGUAUAAAUCCAUCGUUCAAAGAAAUGUGGCCUUCGUGAAUGUCGAAUUUCGGGAGGCCUGAAAAUCGGCGAAGGGAGGGAGCCAUGGCGUCCGUAAUUAGGGUUUCUGACUGGUCCAGAUUCUAGAACUGUGAGGAAGAUGAAGUCCAUGUGGUUGGUUUCCACCAUUGACACACACCUAGUUUAUAUUUUCUAAUAUUAUUAUUUCUUGUAUUUUAAAA
Molecule: messenger RNA, 694 nt
Organism: Cucurbita pepo subsp. pepo (vegetable marrow)
Lineage: Eukaryota; Viridiplantae; Streptophyta; Magnoliopsida; Cucurbitales; Cucurbitaceae
Product: EG45-like domain containing protein
Source: RefSeq, a predicted model, not a curated record